Lachnellula hyalina is the source of this 1752-nucleotide messenger RNA. RefSeq names its product Dihydroxyacetone kinase. Gene Ontology annotation, biological process: glycerol catabolic process. Gene Ontology annotation, cellular component: cytosol. The coding region runs from base 1 to 1752 and encodes 583 amino acids. Lineage: Eukaryota; Fungi; Ascomycota; Leotiomycetes; Helotiales; Lachnaceae. The record is from RefSeq and is a predicted model, not a curated record. Gene Ontology annotation, molecular function: ATP binding; glycerone kinase activity. The transcript has 4 exons.
AUGUCGACUAGACACUUCACCCAUGACGCAGAAAAUCUCGUUUUGGACUCUCUAGAGAGCUUGACACUUACCAAUCCUACUUUGCGGUUUGAUAAGAUCAAUAAGGCAAUAUUCCUCGCAGACCACAAUCCUGCAGUCGAUGUCACUUUGAUUGCAGGUGGCGGUGCGGGCCAUGAGCCAGCACAUUCCGGGUAUGUAGGUGAAGGGCUCCUGAUAGCAGCCAUCUCUGGCUCCAUCUUUGCAUCACCAAAUGUCUCUCAAAUCGUCAAUACUAUCGCCCGCGUCGGUGGGAAAGCGGGGACCAUUCUCGUCAUCAUGAACUACACAGGAGACAUUUUUCAUUUCCAUCUGGCUGCCGAGAAAGCUAGAGCAAACUAUGGAGUGAAAGUCGAGAUUAUCGUGGUCGGUGAUGAUGUCUCUGUUGGCCGAGAGAAAAGCGGAAAGGUUGGAAGGAGGGGCCUAGCGGGAACUGUCCUGGUUAACAAAAUAUUGGGUGCGAUGAACAAGAAGCCAGCAGUAUCUUUUGAGGAACUCACCAGCAUGGGAAGGCUCGUGGCUUCCAACCUGGUCACAGUUGGAGCUUCACUAGGUCAUGUGCAUAUUCCAGGUCGGGAAAUUGCAAAUGGCUUCUCUGACCCAAAGAGUGAACAACUCGAACUUGGUAUGGGUAUUCACAAUGAAUCUGGGUCUCGGAUUUUGAGUCCCCAGCCUGAUUUGCAUUCUUUGAUCGAAAUGAUGCUUGACCAGCUUUUGAGUAUGAAUGAUCCAGAUCGUGCUUUUGUGGAUAUGCAGGAUGCGGAAGAGAUUGUGCUUCUUGUGAACAAUCUUGGAGGCGUUUCGGUCCUAGAACUGGGAGCGAUCACGAAAGGUGUUGUGGUAGCAUUGAAACUUCGCAAUAUCACGAUAUCUAGAGUUCUUUCGGGGACUUUCAUGACCAGUCUCGAUGGUCCGGGCUUUAGCAUAACUUUGCUUAAAGCUACGUCAGAAAUAGUCGAAUAUAUUGAUGCCCCAACAAGUGCAGUCGGUUGGUGUGGGCCUUCAUUUGCUCCCUCUGUAUGGGAAAACCAGAGCUCACGCCAAGUCUCUGUCUUGAAUGAACCCAAAGCCCUGGAAGUCACAAUCGAGAGCGGAUUCAAAUUGGACGUUUCUGCUUUCAAAAGCAAAGUCUCCCAGGCCUGCAAGAACGUUAUUGCUGCCGAACCGCGUAUAACGCAUUCGGACACCAUUGUUGGAGAUGGGGAUUGCGGGACAACUCUUGCGCGAGGGGCCGAAGCAGUACUGGCUUUUCUCGACUCCAAAGACGUGAAUCCGGAUGCUCUCAUCACCCUGCUCCAUCUCGCCAAUAUCAUAGAAGACAACAUGGAUGGCACAUCUGGUGCAAUCUACAGUAUCUUCUUCGCGGGCUUAGCUUCAUCACUACGGAUACUGUCAUCUUCUCUUCAUACUCUUCACUCCGAAACAUGGGGUCAUGCAGCCAAGGCAGCGCUGUCACAGCUACAGUUGGCGACACCCGCGAGAAAGGGCGACCGAACGCUGAUGGAUGCGCUGGAACCUUUCAUCGAGAGUUUUGCAAGUGGCGAGGGGCUGGAAAAGGCGGUUGCAAAGGCAAAGUCGGGGGUAGAGGCUACGAAAGGGAUGAAAGCUGCGUUUGGGAGAGCGGUCUAUGUUGAAGAGACGGCAUGGGCUAUUGUCCCUGACCCAGGUGCUGAAGGGGUUCUUUGCUUGCUAGAAGGUCUUGCGCAAGGGUUAUAA